ACCGCUCCUGGCGGCCGCCUGCAGCCCUCUGCAUCCUCAGCUUCCCUCCUGGGUACCAGUGAACGUGUCGAAGGCAUCCUCGGGGGCAUAUCUGUAUAGUCCUUUCCGGGUAGAAGCUGUGUGAUGUGUGGUGCUUGACUUUGCACGAGUCAGACUCUUCCGUAAAGUAAGCUCGGCUAGCUAUCAGGCCUAGGAUGGAAGAGUCGGCACCAGUUGAAAGCCGGAGUCAGCUCCCAAGCCCCCACCACGGCUCACUGAGGAGGGCAGUAGCUGCUGUCCUAGCCCUGGAUGGGGAAUCUACAUUGGGCCGCAGGAAGAAGAGGAGGAAAGACUCUCGCCCAGAAUCCAUCAUUAUCUACAGGUCAGAUAAUGAGAAGACGGAUGAGGAGCCUGAAGAAUCUGAAAGUGGAGACCGGCCUAAAGAGGAAGAGGGGGAAGACUUCCUGGACUAUCCUGGAGAUGAUGGUGUGUGGAACGUGCCUCUGGACAGCCGCUAUGUCACACUAACUGGAACCAUCACAAGAGGGAAGAAGAAGGGUCAGAUGGUGGAUAUCCACGUCACUCUGACAGAGAAGGAGCUGCAGGAGCUGACCAAACCCAAGGAGCUGUCAAGGGAAGCAGCACCUGAAGGAAGAAAGGCCUGCCAGGUGGGGGCAGACCAGGGGCCACAUGUGGUCCUCUGGACACUGGUCUGCCUGCCUGUGGUCUUUGUCCUCUCUUUUGUUGUGUCUUUCUACUAUGGCACCAUCACCUGGUAUAACAUCUUUCUUGUGUACAAUGAAGAAAGGACCUUCUGGCAUAAGAUUUCCUGCUGUCCGUGCCUCAUUCUCUUCUAUCCCGUGCUCAUCAUGGCCAUGGCCUCUUCCCUGGGGCUCUAUGCUGCUGUGGUCCAGCUCUCAUGGUCCUGGGCAGCAUGGUGGCGAGCUGCCUGUGACAUGGAGAAAGGCUUCUGUGGCUGGCUCUGCAGCAAGCUGGGUCUGGAGGACUGUUCUCCCUACAGCAUUGUGGAACUGCUGGAGUCUGAUAAUAUCUCGGGCAAUCUCUCCAACAAGGACCCCAUCCAGGAUGUAGAAACCUCUACUGUCUAGACCACCAGUGACUUCCUUCCCAGGCCCUAGUAGUCUAUAGUCAUUCUACGGAAUCUAGCAGAGUCUUUCCUUAAACUAUCUAAUACCCUCUACAGUCCUGGAAAAUCCUGGCUCACACUGGUGUAUCCCACCAUCUUCAUUAUUCCAAGAUGGUGG
Molecule: messenger RNA, 1244 nt
Organism: Arvicanthis niloticus (Nile rat)
Lineage: Eukaryota; Metazoa; Chordata; Mammalia; Rodentia; Muridae
Gene: Tmem169
Product: transmembrane protein 169
Source: RefSeq, a predicted model, not a curated record